CAACAUAGUAGUAGUUUCAACUCCCUAUUUUUGCUCUUAUAUUCUUCAUUUUUAUUUUUGCAUUUCUUUUUAUACAAUGUCAACCACAAAUAAAUCUUUUAGAGUCCUCAUUACUAAUGACGAUGGCCCACCAAACGAAGAGGAAUCUCCUUUCAUUCUUUCUUUUAUCGAGUACCUAGAGAGUUUUGGCUGGGACGUUAAAGUGUGUUUGCCCAAUAGCCAAAAGUCAUGGAUUUCCAAGUCUUUUAUGAUCAAAGAUAGUAUUGAAGUGAGCUAUUAUAAUCGGAAGACUAGACAAAUUAACCACCACCAAAGUAGCCCCUCUGAUUUUGUUUUGCUGAGCGGCACACCAGCAACUUGUGUGAACAUUGCUCUGUACCAUAUAUUUAAGGAUGAAUCCUUUGAUCUCGUUCUUGCAGGACCUAAUUUUGGCCGAAACUCUUCAACGAUAUACACUCUUGCUUCUGGCACUAUUGGCGCUGCAAUGGAAGCUGUAUUAUGCGAUCAGAAAGCAAUUGCAUUAUCAUACUCUUUCUAUUCAAGAGACUUUAGCAAAUCCAAGAUAGACCAUGCAUGUGAAAUGGCAUUCAAGGUUAUAAAUCACCUGUGUAUUCUUGACGAAUGGCCUAAAAAUGGACUUUUCAAUGUGAAUGUUCCAUUGGUAGAGGAAGAGUGUCCUGUGCAUUUAACCACAUUUGCGCAGGCUAGCUACGGUAGUUUAUUUAAGCCCAUUGGAUUACCGGCUGCAAAUGUUGUAGAAGGAAGUGAGAAUGUGGAGCAGCAAGUCCGAAUGGAAGGGGAGGGUGAAUCUGGCAGACAGGUCUUUAGAUUCUUGCCAGAUUACAAGACCCUGAGUAUAUCCAAGACGCUAGAACCUGGGACGGAUGCUUGGGCAUUGGAAAAUCGGUUUAUAUCUGUGACACCUAUGCUUGCUUCGUUUGAACUUGCAAAACAGCCGAACGUAAACUAUAGAUUCGAGUCUUUGAAUAAACUAUGAUAGCUUAGUUCAUCGGCAUAUUCAGAUUAACUUU
Molecule: messenger RNA, 1031 nt
Organism: Phycomyces blakesleeanus NRRL 1555(-)
Lineage: Eukaryota; Fungi; Mucoromycota; Mucoromycetes; Mucorales; Phycomycetaceae
Exons: 8
Coding region: 77-997 (306 amino acids)
Cellular component (GO): P-body
Molecular function (GO): hydrolase activity
Source: RefSeq, a predicted model, not a curated record